Messenger RNA from Neodiprion fabricii, 2890 nucleotides. RefSeq lists its product as uncharacterized. NCBI's taxonomy places the organism in Eukaryota, Metazoa, Arthropoda, Insecta, Hymenoptera, Diprionidae. The coding region runs from base 862 to 2715 and encodes 617 amino acids. The record is from RefSeq and is a predicted model, not a curated record. The transcript has 13 exons. Gene Ontology annotation, molecular function: glutamate-gated receptor activity. Gene Ontology annotation, cellular component: membrane.
GGACACAUAUACGUAGGUUUUCUUCCACCGACCUCCUAAUCUUCCCAGGCUUUCCGUCACGUUUUAACCGGACCAUCGAUUCGACGCUCGAUUCAAAUAUUACGUUACCUAACUUUACCGAUCAAAUUUCAGGUUCGCAUGCACGAUCAACGGUCAAAAAGUUCGGCAUUGAGACAGCCAGAGAACGGAAUAUACGUAAUUCAAAUUCUAUCGUUUAUUCCCAUUAUUUUCUGCACCCGUAUGUAGUUUCAAGAGGACAACUCCCCGGCGCUUGAUCUAUACGUAUACGUAUAUUAACGUAUACGCGGAGCUCAAGAAUUUAACGACUCCAUGUGCAGAGCUGAAUGCAGUUUGGAACUGCAGUGUAAUUACCGUUGCCCACAUGUCGACACGUGUUCUCUGAGUAUUUUUGUGAAUAUCUCUCGGGUUAAACUCCGUCUCGUCACGUAUCUGGUUCCUAUAAUAUCCGUGACUCGCGAAUCGUUAAGUCAUCGUGAUGGUAAAAUGGUUGAUGAAAGAAGAAAAAAAAAAAAAAAUUCAAUAGGCCAAAGAUUGACAGAGAACUGGGUAGGGGGGCACAGUUUUUACCUCUUUUUGUAAGAUAUAUGCCUGCGCCUAUAUCUGUACGCGUUUAGUCGGCUCCAGUCGACCCACAUAUUCCGUGAGAACGAAAUUAUAACAAUAUAAAUUUCUCAUGACGUUAUAACAACGAGGGUGGGACGAUCGGACUGGACUCUGUGGGAUUCGAAGGCACACACAAGAGCCGAGAACCCUGUGGUAUGAAUCGUUUUUGCCGGAGAGAAUCGGUUUCUGGUUCACGAGGAGCCCAAAUCCUGGAUCUCUGAGACCGACUAUCGAACCAUGCUGAAGGAAUCAUUUCCGUUCGCAAGAUGCUGCAAUGUAUUUAUCAAUGAUACAUUCCAUGAGUUGGAACAAUCCUUGAAUGAUUUUCUCCGAGAAUAUUCCUACCCUUACAUCAUUCUCCAGAGUACCUACGAUUGUCAAGGUUAUUUGCUAAUUUCAUCGACUGAAGAAAAUCUACUCUGGGCACUGAGCAAAGUUCCGUCUACGAUUUCCACUACGGAGAUACUGAUAAUUUACGACAGCGAUUUGCUGGCGAAUUCGCGAUUGUUCAACGGGUCAAUAUACAACAAUGCCAACGUGAACUUGGUGACAGUUUCCGGGAUCUGGAGUCUCUCUGAAAACUUUUUGCAGCCAAGAAAUUUCGAGGAAAUUGAAAGAUACACAGACCUGCGGUUCAAAAAUGGACUCUCAAAUUUCAAGGGUAGGGAACUGCAAAUCGCCUCAUACUACAACCCUCCGAUGAUGUAUCUGAAGAGAACGGUGAAGAAAACUGUAAACGGAAUUGAAGCUGAGAUAUUCUUGACAGAUAAUGAUUCCGAAAGAGAUGGCAUCGAGCUGCGGAUGUUUAUGCUAAUUGCAGAGCGUUUGAAUUUCACUUGGAGCAUCAGAUCUCCGCCGGGAGAAUACAAGUACGGACGGCUUACCGAUAACAACACAUGGGAAGGGGGGAUGAUCAGUCAGCUGUUGGCGAAGGAGGUCGAUCUCGCAUUCGGUGGCAUAUGGCUGAAAGCGGAUCACAACAUGCUUACAAAUCUGACAGGCCCUUGGGGUCUGUUGGAGAUAAGAUUCCUGGUCCCACGUCCGAAGCCCUUUACCAGUUUUUUGGCGCUGACGAAGCCCUUCACCCCCUUGGUAUGGACUUCGGUUAUCCUAACUUUAUUAUGGCAGACGUGCUACAUGACGAUCAGAGCAAGGGUGAAGCCCCAAGAGAGCACGAAGCGUUUUCGUCGUUUUUCUUAUACCUGCAUGGAGCUGGUGGGUCGAUUGAUCGGAGUCUGGAUGCCGAGGAGAAUUUCGGGCGUCAAAAUUCAACUUCAAUUCUGGCAAAUUGCCGGGCUCGUUUUGGUCACUGCCUAUUGCAGCAGUCUGGCUGCUACUUUGACCGGCACUGAAUACGAGGAGAGGAUAGACACUGUCAAGCAAUUUGUCGAGGCUGGUUUGACUUGGGGCAGAGAAGGUCCUCUGCCAACGUUUAACGAAUAUGUCAACCUCAACGACAAAUACUCGGCGAUACUUCCCCAAAGAUUCAAAUCUGAGAAAAAUUACCAAGACAGGCACCUGAGAAUUUUGGAGGGAAAGUACGCGAUAGUUGGUCGAGUGGUUGGUGGUGUUUUUUUCCCUGAAAAUGACGUGGAGGGGCCGGAUUUUCACAAUUACAGACUAAUGAUGAAUCCAACUGGCGGGUACUACUUAUGCUUUGCAAUGCAGCCGUGGCUAGUGGAUAAAGUGAACAUGAUGAUGCUGCGGGCCAUAGAGACUGGCUUCAAAUCCUUUUACCUCAAGGACGUCAUUCAUCGUCGGGCUAGCUCCAGUUUGAGGGAGGUUUUGGUCGAGCACGACAAGAAUAACGGAACAACAAUACCCUUGGCCCUGACUCCGCUGACUUCCGGUUUCGUCAUGUUGACCGUCGGACUGACCGUCGCUUCUGUGGUCUUCCUUUUCGAAUUGUUUUCCAAGAAUAAACCAGAGAAAUCUUCGGAUUUGAUGUACCCUAAAAACAGGGAAUCUGACGUUGCGACGUGCGAGGGGAAGAAAGACUUCCGGCAGGCACUAAAGGAACUAAAUAUUACGAAGCUGAUCAAACCAGGCAACACGAAACACAGGAGAAAUCAGUGCAGCCGUGUUCAGUAAGGUCCUCGAAAAGGAAAAAAGAAUUUCACACGACUUUCCAGUGUAUUUAACGUCGACACCGUACAGGUAUUUCUAAUCUAAAAGGAAAAAUACGUAAUUACAUUCAUCACCGCGAGCAAAUAGCCUAGGCAAAGUCUGUAUCACAAAAAAUGAAUAAAUUAUUGAAUUAUAAUCA